AUGGUUGCCUUGGAGGGAAGCAGGGUGACAAGCGAAGGCUCAACCGCCAGGCGAGACUUCGAAGAGAUCAAGACCUCCAUCGCGCUCGAACAAUCUCUAGUAGUUAAGCGUGAGACUAAACCAUGGUUCAGACUUAUUCUCGGCGUCGCCGUUCAAGCCAUGCAGCAAUUGACUGGCAUCAACAUAAUCUGCUACUAUCUACCUUAUGUUCUUACCGAAUCCGUCGGCCUGGAUGGAUCUAGGGCCCGCCUGCUCGCCGCAGUCAACGCUAUGACGUAUCUUGGCUCCACAUUCGUUGGCCUCGCUUUCGUUGAACGCUGGGGUAGGAGAAGACUAAUGAUGUAUGGUGCACUUGGUCAAUGCUGCUGCUGGCUCGCCAUAACGCUCCUCCUGGGCUCUGCAUCCACGGCGGGCCUCCGCUCUACCCGCCAGCAGCAGCUCGGCAGCGCUGCUGUGCUGUUUUUCUUUCUCUUCAACUUCUUUUUCGGCGCUAGCUGGCAAGGCGUGUCAUGGCUUUACCCUACGGAGAUCAACAGCACCCAGAACCGUAUCUCCGGCAUGUCGUAUGGAGUUGCCACCAAUUGGCUCAUCAACUUCGGUGUGGUUUUCGUUACCCCGUUAGGCAUCGCAAGCCUUGGAUCACAAUUCUACGUCAUUUGGACCGUCCUCAACGGCCUAAUGGUGCCAAUUAUCUACCUGUUCUACCCCGAAACCGCAGGACGCUCUCUUGAAGAUAUCGACGGAAUGUUCGAAGCGCAUCCCACGGUCUGGGUCUUUAUGAACAAGAGCAUGACUGCGCGGAAAGCAGCAACUUCAAACGGUAGCCAGGACAGUGGGGAGAAUAUAUCGACCUUCCGGACAGCAGAACAUGUCGUGACAUUUUCUAGAAACGUUAGUGCACUUGAGCUCGCACCUCUUGCGAACCUGCGGCAUCGUCAGCCCGGCGGGGGUCCGACUCCUUUGGGAAGCAUGACGCCUGUGCAGAAUGGGGCCACGCUUGCGGAAGAUAGGACGGUGGCAGACAACGCGGCUGGAGCUAUGGAAAAUGGGACCGAAGCUGUGAAAGAAGACGAGGAUGCGGACGUCGUAUCGUUACAGUUGGCGCCGAGGGCUACAGUGCUUUCAGUGUCGGCAUCGCCUCUAGGACCACAGACUUCGUCUACGGCAUUGCUCUGA
This is a messenger RNA of Letharia columbiana, 1176 nucleotides long. RefSeq lists its product as uncharacterized. Gene Ontology annotation, molecular function: carbohydrate:proton symporter activity. Gene Ontology annotation, biological process: carbohydrate transport; transmembrane transport. The transcript has a single exon. Lineage: Eukaryota; Fungi; Ascomycota; Lecanoromycetes; Lecanorales; Parmeliaceae. Gene Ontology annotation, cellular component: membrane. The record is from RefSeq and is a predicted model, not a curated record. Bases 1 to 1176 code for a protein of 391 amino acids.